This is a messenger RNA of Dibothriocephalus latus, 381 nucleotides long. NCBI's taxonomy places the organism in Eukaryota, Metazoa, Platyhelminthes, Cestoda, Diphyllobothriidea, Diphyllobothriidae. The record is from the annotation of a GenBank genome assembly.
GCAAGCCAAGCUGUCGCGCAGGCCACGAGUUCUGCUAAAAAGAAGAGCAAGUCCUCCGAACAGUCCUCUAGCAAAGCGAAGUCAACUAAGGCACCAGCGCGGACGCCGACGCAGCUAAAUCCGGAUCUUUGUACCAACCUGUCUUGUCCCGGGAAGCCCACCUGCUCGAAGAUACACAUAGCUGACAUACUCGGUCCUGCAUCACGUGAUGACCACAGUCGGCAGAGGAGGCCGGAAUCGCCUCGUCAACCGGCGCCCCCACCGCCAAAGCAGGUUUCGAAGGUGAAGAAGUCCGCGACACCUGCCGGUCUGUGUACGGAUAUCACCUGUCGGGGUGCAGGCGUCUGUCCGAAAUUGCACAUGACUGACUUUAUGACUUAA